Messenger RNA from Gigantopelta aegis, 3782 nucleotides. Its product is annotated as amiloride-sensitive amine oxidase [copper-containing]-like. Gene Ontology annotation, cellular component: plasma membrane. The coding region runs from base 757 to 3240 and encodes 827 amino acids. The transcript is spliced from 4 exons. Gene Ontology annotation, molecular function: copper ion binding; quinone binding; primary methylamine oxidase activity. NCBI's taxonomy places the organism in Eukaryota, Metazoa, Mollusca, Gastropoda, Neomphalida, Peltospiridae. The record is from RefSeq and is a predicted model, not a curated record. Gene Ontology annotation, biological process: amine metabolic process.
ACAGGCACCGUUGCCACUCCUAGCGAAACCAUUCGGUAACCAAUGCGUUGUAUUGUCGAUGAAGACAGGACGCGUCGCGACCCGGAACGAGGAACCGUUGAUGGAAAGGUGAUACUCGUUACAGCACAAACAUCAGGCCAAUCUAGCCAAUCCAUUAUCGGGACCCUUUGCCUCCCCGGCCUGUCAGGAAUGGCUGCGAUCAGGCUUGUUGGGAACGGUUUAGCUACCGUGGCGGCUAGAGUUUCGCCAACAGCAAUCAUCGUUUUCUCCACAGUGACUCAGUCGCCAGAUAAACAGCCUGCGAGCGGCCAGAUACUGGGUCCGUCAGACUGCGGCACCAGAAACAAGUUGUACGUAACGCAGGCUGGUUGUAGGGUGUUGUGGUCUGUGGAUGGAUGGAAGUACGGUGUAUUCGCCCCUGGUCCGCCCUGAAUAGCACAAACAGAGACGUCAUCUAACGAACGCUAAUUAGUGUACACGUGUGUGUGUGUUAGUAGAAAAAAGAGUUGCUGUCGACGAGGCUACAUGUUCUUGAAGCAGUAACUCAGUAACAGUAACUGUUCAGCGAAUCCAUCGUUGUUGACAAGCGCGGGCCCAGAGGCUGGGUGUUGGAGUGCACACCCCCUUUCCUGGAACUGCAAAGUGUCGUGAAAGUCAAGUAUUUGAGAGCUCCAUCUCUACCGCGCACUAUGGACGACUCGGCAUGGGUGAGUGCUGACCGGUGCGGCUUGUGUUGGGGAUCAGUAGACUACAGAGAUGUCUGCCAAAUAUCACCGACUGAGGAAGCGAAACACCCGCUCCUGUGAGGACCUGCCGAGGCACAGCUCCUCGGAGGACUUGCCGCGUCACAGUUCUUAUGAGGACAUCCCGACUCAGACAUACAUGGCAAUGGGUGAAGCGGGCGUGAAGGUAUCGAAAGGGGCACCAAGAUGGCGGGAUGUACGAGUCGUAAUGGCAGUAAUGGCGUUCGUCAUCCUGGCUCUCCUCAUAGCGUUAGUCGUGAUGGUCAUAAGGCAGAACGCUCUACCUUACUGCGACACAGCUAACGGCGUCAUUCCCCGCAACUGGGACAACCCUGGCAUCUUUGAAGACCUCACCCCCAAUGAAAUGAAGACCGUGCGGGACUACAUGCUGGGGAUUGAGUCGCUUAACCUCCAACCUCACGAAACAGCUACAUUAAACAGCAGUUACAUUUAUCUGAUUGAUCUUCAAAUUUCUUUAAAAUCGGCUGUUAGGCAGUACUUAGACCGCGGCCACAGAAAACCCGGCAGAGCUGCCAAGGUGAUUUUAUUUCGAGGUGACAUGACAACUCCUAGGAUAGAAGAGUAUCUCGUAGGACCGCUGCCCAAACCCACGUAUUACCAUCUGGUGGCUAACCCUUCUUACAGGAGAAUCCCUAUACCAUUCACCAGCCGAAUGGUAGACUCAAUAGAAUACAAAUAUUUGUACAGCAUGGUAACCGAACUUUCAAAGAAAUUGUAUCCAAUAUUUCGAGAAAGCUACGGGCGUCAUUAUCACAACUGCACAAAGGGCAUUGACUGUUUGAUUUUCUUCGAUAUUGGACCGAGGGGCGUCAAGAGUGGGGACCGGAAGACCUGGUUCUGGGCCUUCAGAGACGUGGAAGGCUAUUACUUGCAUCCACUGGGGUUCGAGAUACUGAUUGACCACCACUCGGUCGACCCGAGUCAGUGGGCUGUCCUCAAAGUCGUGUACAACGGGCAGAUGUUUGCCACAGUGGACGGGCUGCUGGAGGCGUAUAGAGGGGGCGGAGUGAUGAAGCUACACCUUCACAUGGACAAGUUUGACGCAGACUACUCGUCAUACAAGCGGAGAGGGCCGGGACAUUACGAUGUUCCACGACAAGGCCCGAGGCUGUUCGAGCCGGAAGGACGCAGGUUCAGCGUGGACGGCCAGCACGUGCAGUAUUUCGGCUGGAAUAUGAACUACCGAAUCAGAACCUCCACGGGACUUCAGCUGUUUGACGUGCGCUUCCAAGGGGAGAGAAUCGCGUACGAAAUCAGCCUGCAGGACGCCACGGUGUUCUAUGCCGGCUAUGGGCCGGUGGCCAUCACCGGGAAUUACUACGACACCUCGUGGCUCCUCGGCGGCUCUCUGUUCGAGCUGGUGCCCGGAGUGGACUGCCCGACCACGGCUUCGUUUCACGACGCCUAUCACUUCUUUGACGACUCGGGUCCGAAACACUACAAGAACGUGGUUUGCAUCUUUGAACAGAACUCCGGCCUGCCUCUGAGGCGCCACUACGCCAAUGACUUCCAGGGAGGGUAUGGCUUCUACGGCGGGCUGGCAGGAUACAGCCUGGUGGUGAGAACCAUCACAAACGUGUGGAAUUAUGACUAUAUAUUCGACUACAUCUUUCAUCUCAAUGGCGUUAUCGAGAUCAAAGUAUCGGCUACUGGUUAUCCCCAGGCGACGUUUGCGUUAGAGGAGGAAAGAAGAUACGGGGGUCUGAUCUAUGACACUGUGGUGGCCAAUUUUCACCAGCAUUUGUUCCACUAUAAAGUUGAUCUGGACAUAGUUGGUACGAAAAAUCGUUACGCCACUAUAGAUAUAUCCCGCGAAACGAUCCCAAACCCGUGGAUGCCAGGUGCCAAUAAAACUCAGAUGCGAUUUGACACUAAACUGAAAACGAGCGAAAUCCACGCGGCUUCUCAAUACGACUUUGACAAGCCGAAAUAUCACAUAGUUUACAACGACAAAGCCAGCAACCGCUUCGGCAGCCACCGCGCGUACCGCAUCGACCACAGGUCUAUGUCCAAGUUCCUUCUCGACGGCGUCGACGUCACCCAGGCAGCCGGCUGGGCCAAGUACCAAAUGGCUGUCACGAAAUACGACGACAUUGAAGAAACCAGCUCAUCCAUUUAUGCUCAAAAUGAACCCUGGGACCCCGUGCUCGACUUUCGGCGAUUCGUCGAGAACGAUGAUUCCCUAGUGGACGAAGACUUGGUGUUCUGGCUGACCGCGGGGAUUCACCACAUCCCCCACUCCGAGGACGUGCCAUCAACCGCCACGGCAGCCAACCAGUUCAGCAUCUAUCUGCGACCGUUCAACUACUUCGACGAGUGCCCCAGUAUGGUGGUUAGUGACGCCGUGCACAUACAGCCUGAAGACAAUUACCAGAAGAUCACCGUAGACACGUUCGGGACGUCCACCACAUCAACGUGUGUACCCGCGGCGGGGGCCAGGGUUAGUGAAUUCAAUGGUACAAGACCUGUCGUCUGAUGUUCAAUCUGCUCACGUCUGCUGUAUACUAGUACAAGACCUCUCGUCUACUGUUCAGUCUGUUCACGUGUGCUGUGUCCAUGUUACAAGAAGACCUGUCGUCUGAUGUUCCAUCUGUUCACGUCUGAUGUGUCCAUGGUACAAGACCUGUCUAAUGUUUCAAUCUAUUCACGUCUGCUGUGUUUUUGUUGAAUGAACUUCAUGCAACACCUUAAGUUAUCAUGACACACAAACAACAAUAUGAUGACACUUUUAGUCAUUCGCACUAUUAUAGAACAUUGACAAGAAUAUUUACCUAAAAUUUGUUCUGUUCGCAGUUGAAUGGGUUUUAUUUAUUAUGUCGUCAUUUCUAUUCAUUAUGGUGUUAAAGAAUAACGUGCUAUAUUUUGUUUCUAUCUAAAACAUUUGUACUAAUCUAGGUAAAUUUGACAACUUUAACAUGGCGUCAAAAGUAUUGCUUGUAGACACUUAAUUAUUCUAGAGAACACUUCCAGUUUUUGUUUUUGGUUCAGUAUGCAACUUAAUAAACUAUACUUCUGUUA